Molecule: messenger RNA, 3764 nt
Organism: Eleginops maclovinus (Patagonian blennie)
Lineage: Eukaryota; Metazoa; Chordata; Actinopteri; Perciformes; Eleginopidae
Product: serine-aspartate repeat-containing protein I-like
Exons: 16
Coding region: 276-3764 (1162 amino acids)
Cellular component (GO): sarcoplasmic reticulum; membrane
Molecular function (GO): signaling receptor binding
Source: RefSeq, a predicted model, not a curated record
AGUGACCACCUUAAAUCGGUCUCGGUCCGUCUCCUCAGCCUCUUCCACUGGGCUGGAAGUCAGGACCAAUCACUCGGACAGGGUUUUUUACUUCUGGAUCAAGACGAGAAAACGCAGAUUUAAGUAAGGAGGUUAAAAGAGAGGGUGUCCAGUUUAUUCACACGGGAUUGGAAUUAAAACACUGGGAUUAUAUCGCGAGGACUCGAGGAUCUAUUAAACAUAUUUUCAUGGCAGCUUAAUCUGCACAAAGGAUUUACUGUUGGAAUUGCUAAAGUAUGACAGAGACAGUCGAAGCGCGGUCGUCCACCACCACCACCACGAUGGUCAUCGACAGUAAGAUGGUGGACGCCGGGCCGCCGCCUGCCCUAAAACCCAAGAAAUCUUUCACGGAAGACCUCCACUCCACCUUCAGCUCCCCGCUAGCCUGGAUCCUGGUCCUGGCUCUGAUCAUAACAUGGACUUGUGUGUUUGUCAUCAUGUUUGAUCUGGCGGACUACAAGACGGUCUCAGGAGGCCUCAGUAAGAUCGGCUCCGACCCAAUAAAGGCGGUGAACGACGCCGUGGAGGAAUCGACGAAUAUAAUCAGCGGGAUCCUGAAGUUUGCAGCCAACCUGGUCGCUCCUGAAGAAGAAGAAGGAAAUCUUUACGCAGUGAGGAAAAAAGGAGAGUUUCUACCAUCCCGAAGUAAAGUUAUAGGGAUGAAAGCACAGGCCAACCAACCAGUGAUAGAGGUCGUGGAGGAUGAAGAUGAAGACCUGGAACAGGAGGAAGAAGGAGUGGAGGAGGAAGUGGAGGCUGCUGCUGCUGCGGAGGAAGUGGAGGCUGCUGCUGCUGCUGCUGCUGCGGAGGAAUUGGAGGCUGAUGCUGCGGAAGAGGAGGAGGAAGGAGUAGAGGAGGAUGAGGAGUAUGAGGACGAUGACGACUACUAUGAUGAUGAUGAGGAGGAGGAGUAUGAUGAGGAAUAUGAAAAAUACUAUGAGGAUGAGGUGGAGGAGGAGGAAGGAGUGGAGGGGGAGGAAGAGGAGGAGGAGGAGGAGGAAGAAGAGGAGGAUGCCGAAGCUGUGGACGAUGAGGAGGAGGAAGAAGAAGAAGAGGAGGAAGGAGCAGAAGCUGCUGAGGGUGAGGAAGAGGAGGAAGAAGAAGAGGAGGAAGGAGCAGAAGCUGCUGCGGAUGAGGAAGAGGAGGAGGAGGAAGAAGAAGAAAGAGCAGAAGCUGCUGAGGAUGAGGAAGAGGAGGAGGAAGAAGAGGAUGAAGGAGCAGAAGCUGCUGAGGAUGAGGAAGAGGAGGAGGAAGAAGAGGAUGAAGGAGCAGAAGCUGCUGAGGAUGAGGAAGAGGAGGAGGAAGAAGAAGAGAAAGGAGCAGAUGCUGCUGAGGAUGAGGAAGAGGAGGAGGAAAAAGAGGAGGAAGGAGCAGAAGCUGCUGAGGAAGAGGAGGAAGGAGAUGAUGAAGAUAAGGAAGCAGCAGAAGCUGUGGACGAAGAAGAGGAAGACGAGGAGGAACAGGAAGAAGCGGCAGCUGCGGUUGGGGAGGAGGAGAAAGAAGAGGAUGAAGAAACAGAAGCGGCAGAAGUUCUGGACAAAGAGGAGGAUGGAGAGAAGGAAGCUGCAGCAGGAGCUGAAGAUGAGGAGGAAGAGGAGGCAGUUGAAGCAGCUGAUGAUGAUGAUGAGGAUGAAGUGAAGGCAGAAGAGGAAGAAGAGGAGGUGGAGGUUGCUGCUGAGGUGGAGCAAGAUGAGGAUGAAGACGAGUCGGAAUCUGAAGCAUCUGCAGCUGAGAUCGAUGAAGAUGAUGAUGAUGACGUGAAAGAGGCAGCAGCAGAGGAAGAGGCUGACAAAGGUGAUGGUGAUGAUGAGGAAGAGGAGAAGGCAGAUGCUGCUGAUGAAGAUGCCGAAGAAGAGUCUGAACCUGCAGCCGCUGACGAUGAUGAUGAUGAAGUUUCUCCAGAACCCAUCUCCACUUCUGAGGAUGAAGAGUCGGCGGUGUCUCCUGAGUCUGAGACUGACGCACCUGUUGCCGUCGGCGACAGUGAUGAAGAUGUCGUCCUGCUUGAUGAAGACGACGACAAAGACAAACAAGAAGAGGACAGCGACGAAGACGUGGCUCUGCCUGACGAAGAGGACACAGACGAUGAUGCAUUCGUGGACUCCUCAGACGUCAGCGAGUCUGCCCUACUCUCCAGCGAUGAAGAGGAUGAUGAAGAUGACAGAUUAGCGGAGGGUGUCGUGACGUCCGACAGUGACGACUUCAUCGUAGAAGACAGUGACGAAGACCUGGAGCUUCCUCCUAUUGCUGCUGCCAGUGAGGAAGACGACGAUGAUGAUGAUGAUCUUAAACUCCCUGGAGAGGAAGAUCUUCCUCCCGUGCUCGAGGAUGACGAUGAUGAAGAAGACGUCAAACUUGCUGAAGACACUGAUGAUGAAGAUGAUGAAGAUGAUGAGGACCAAUUGGACGAAGACGUCUCCGUCGCCUCCUCCGACCUCUUUGCAGAUGACGAAGACGAUGAUGAAGACGUUGAUCUCAAGGACGAAGAUCUCGACUUUGACCUAGACAAAGAAUUCCAAAUUGACCUUGACAUACCUGAUGAUGUCAUUGAUGAAGACCUCCCUGACGAAGAGGAGGAUAAAGAGGAAGAGGAGGACCUGCCUCCGAUGGAGAGCACAGACAGCGGAGUCUUAGGCGAUGAAGAGGAUGAUGACGACUUCGCCCUUUCAACGGACGAAGAGACCAUCCUCAGUGAGGACAUCUCCUUUGAGACGACCGACGAUGAUGAAGAUGAUGAUGAUGAUGAUGAUGAUGAAGUUAUCGACUCGUUUGAGUUCACUUUGGAUCAAGAGGGAGAAAUAGAAACAAUUGUUGACGCUGAAAAAGACAGCGAUGGUGAUGAAGAUGAUGAAGCCACAUCAGGGUCUUGGGCUACUGAAGAUGAUGAAGACGAUGAUGAUGAUGAUGAUGAUGAUGAAGAUAAGGAAGAUGAUGUUGACCUCUUGCUAGCAGCUUCCUCUGCAGCUGCACUUACCGUCCAGGAGGAGGCAGUGAAGAGCGAGGAAGAGGAGGACAUCACUCCGGCUUCAGAGGAAGACGACUCAGAGGAGGAUGAGGCAGAACGCAUUGUCCUCUCUCAACCUGCUGCUCUGGAUGACGAUGAUGAGGAGGAAGGGGAGGACGAAGAGCCGACACCUGAACUGAAGAAAUCUGUGGACGAGCCUGAAGAUAAGAAAGAGGAAGAGUACGAUGAAGACGACGAUGAGGAGGAGAAGGCGUCGGUGGAUGUGAUCAAGCCCGUCGCUGAAGCUGAGGAGCAGGCAGCUGAAGCCACAGUGUGUCCCUGUAUGCACUCUGGGAAAGCCAAAGAGCCUGACACCAAGACUGUGGAGAAAAAAGAUGCGCCAAAGAGAGUUCGGGCUUUGAGAAGCAGAAAAGAGCGCGACGCUUUGAAGACGGGUGAAAAGCCAUUGAGACAAGGUCUACCCAGAGUGGCGUUCCUCGAGCCCAGAGCCUCGGCCAGACGGGUAUCGAAACUCCCUGCUCUUCUCAGAGCCAAGAGAGCAGCAAGGUCUGCCGCCAAGACUCCCAAAAAAGAGACAGAAGCAGAGACAGAAGCAGAGACAGAGCCAGAGACCAAGAAACAGGAAAAGGUCAUGGACGCUGGACAAGAAGUCGGGCCCUGCAGACCUGCUCCUGUUUACUGCCCGUCCCCUCCCGGCUGGUACGUUCAUCACGUGGUCUCAGACAACCCGUACCCUCCUCCCACCAUACCAGGUACUUAG